CUAGGACACGUGUCAGUGUGCGUGGCUUUUGGUCAUGUGUUUAAUGUUGUCAUUGAAUUUAACGAGUAUAUAAGAGAAGCUGAGAUGUACAGGCAAUCAUACACUGAGCUGAAACCAGGAAACAGUACAAUGAAGGUCAUCCUGCUUUUUGCACUGUUUGGUCUAAGCUUCUGUCAAGAUGGCGCAUGUAAAAACAAAGUUUCUAACCCAGAAGGUGGAAAUUGUCUUGCACUAGCACUAAAGGAGACUUCAGAAUUAGGCCCUGCUCUUGCCAAAUUAGCUUGUGAAUACUAUAAGGAGGAGAAAAACAAAGAAAAUCUAGAAGCUGCAUUCAAAGAAGUUGGCGAUGUACUGGAGUGUGUAGGCUGCAAACUUGUUGACAUUACCAAUAAUCCUGCUUUGACUAAAUUAUUAACUGGGGUUGGAGAUGCUGCAGGCGAUGCCACUGAGGGCGUGAGAGAGCUUCUGGAUUCACUGAAACUAUCUGAACCCGUGUUUAAGGCUGUUUGUGCAGUGGGAGGGAAACUUUUAGCAUCAGAAUGCCUGAGGAAUGCCCUUGCGAAUAAUGCUGCGGGUGCAGUAACGGGUCUGAAAAACCUUUAUUGUCAGUUAAAUAAAGAUGGUGCAACUGAUGCUGCUGCUAAUGUAGAAGAAUUAGUGAAACGUGUUCCAUGCAUCUUGGGGGAACUUGGACUGUCAGAUUCUGUUGAACUGGGAAAAACACUGGACGUUCUUGGUCCGAAUACUCUUCGGGAUCUGCUUGCAAAGAUACUUGAACUUACUGGGAAUGAUGUGGCUGGCGAUCUACUUUGUUCUGUGGUCGGUAAAUGAACUUAGGCUGGAAACUACUUCCUGAAUUAUUAUCAUGUGGUGCAUUCUGAACUUCGAACGUAGCAAAUAGGACAGCAUGAAUAAAAAAUACCAAAAAAAUAUAAAAUCAAAUCAAUGAUUUUUUUUCUGAUUUUCUUACAUUUCCUUUCUUACAUUUCCAUGUGCCACAAAACUCUUAACUCUAACUUUAUUCUCUAAUCAAUAAACUUUAUUCAAAUCAA
Rana temporaria (common frog) is the source of this 1052-nucleotide messenger RNA. RefSeq names its product ranaspumin-like. NCBI's taxonomy places the organism in Eukaryota, Metazoa, Chordata, Amphibia, Anura, Ranidae. The transcript has 15 exons. Bases 85 to 831 code for a protein of 248 amino acids. The record is from RefSeq and is a predicted model, not a curated record.